ACACGUCAACAAGUGACUGAGUGGUCCGUGCAAUAUCAGAAUGCUCAUACUGGUAUGAGAGCUGGUCCUGUGGGUUUACAUCCGGCCCUCUGUGCUUCCUUCUUUUCCUGCCCUGCUUCUCGCUGUCCACAUGCAGGCGAAGAAGCGAUACCUGCUGGUAUCUGUGGGGGCCUGUAGCCUGCUACUAGCCUACCUGUGUGGCCUACAGAUCGGCGAGUUCCAGAACCACGCAGAGCUUUACGGAGUCUCACAGAUCCCUGGUGUCCCACCUCGUCCGCCUCGCUGGCCAGAAUGGCUUGAUCCUCCGCUGCAGACGUACCUGGGUGAGGCAGAGCAGGAAGAGGACGGGCCGCUGCUUCUUCAUCAACACACGUCUCCUCGCGAGAGGCGGGAAAUCCAGAAGAACAUCUACAAGAGCCGGCGAUGUCGAAUGGACACCUGUUUCGACUUCCAGCGCUGUGAACGGGGCUUUAAAAUCUACGUUUACCCCCCUCAGAAAGGUGAAGCACCCUCGGAAAGCUACCAGAAGAUUCUGGCAGCCAUCGAGGAAUCGCGGUUCCACACGACAGACCCUAACCAGGCCUGUCUUUUCGUACUGAGUAUAGACACUCUAGACAGGGACCAGCUGUCCGCUCAGUAUGUACACAAUGUCCGAGCCCGAAUUCAAAGCCUCCCGCUGUGGUACGAAGGGAGGAACCAUCUGAUUUUUAACUUGUACUCUGGAACGUGGCCUGAUUACACGGAGGAACUAGGCUUCGAUAUCGGCCAAGCCAUGUUGGCCAAGGCCAGCACCGACAUGGACAACUUCAGACCACACUUUGAUGUGUCCAUCCCUCUGUUUUCAAAAGACCAUCCUCAGAAAGGAGGGGGAAAAGGUUUUCUGAAUCUUAACAAUGUCCCUCCUUUACGGAAAUACUUGCUGGUCUUCAAGGGGAAGAGGUAUCUAACCGGCAUUGGUUCUGAAACCAGAAAUGCUCUGCAUCAUAUACACAAUGGGGAUGAUAUCAUUUUAUUGACUACAUGCAAACAUGGGAAGGACUGGGAGAAACAUAAGGAUGCAAGGUGCGACAGAGACAAUGAAGAAUACACAAAGUUUGAUUACCAGGAGCUGCUUCACAACUCCAGUUUUUGCCUUGUUCCUCGAGGCAGGAGGCUUGGGUCCUUCCGCUUUCUAGAGGCCCUGCAGGCGGCCUGUAUUCCUGUGCUGCUGAGUAACGGAUGGGAGCUGCCCUUCUCAGAGGUCAUUGACUGGAGUAAAGCGGCUAUCAUUGGAGAUGAGAGAUUAUUGCUGCAGGUUCCAUCCAUCACCAGGUCUGUGAGUUCUGACAGAAUCCUGGCACUGCGGCAGCAGACACAGUUCCUGUGGGACGCCUACUUCUCCUCCGUCACAAAGAUAGUCUUAACCACAUUAGAGAUUAUCCAUGACCGGAUAAGGACGCACAUGACCAGGAGCAGGAUAAUGUGGAAUUCUUUGCCUGGAGGACUCUACGCACUUCCUGAGUUCUCCAGCGACCUCACCCUCUUCCCCUUCUACUACUCGACACUCGGUAAGAGUCCAUCUCAGGAGUUUACAGCCGUCAUUCAAGCGGUCACACCUUUACAGUCCCAACAGCAGCCCAUAUUCAAGCUGAUCCAUGCAGUCACCAAGUCCAAGUUCUGUGCGCAGAUUUUAGUGCUGUGGAACUGUGAGAAGCCUCCACCACCCAGAAACAAGUGGCCCUCCAUCACAACACCCUUCUCCAUCAUCGAGGGCAAGCGAAAGACGAUGAGUGGCCGUUUUUUCCCUCAUCAAGCUAUCAAAACUGAUGCAGUUCUCAGCCUGGACGAGGACUCGGUUCUGUCCACCAAUGAGGUGGAUUUUGCCUUCAUUGUAUGGCAAAGUUUUCCAGAUCGUAUUGUGGGCUACCCAGCACGCAGCCAUUACUGGGACAGUGGGAAGGGGAGGUGGGGUUAUACCUCUAAAUGGACCAACGAAUACUCCAUGGUGCUGACAGGAGCUGCGUUCUACCACAGGUAUUAUCAUCACCUGUACACAUACUACCUGCCGAUGUCUCUGCUGUCAAUGGUGGACCAGUUGGCCAACUGUGAGGAUAUCCUCAUGAAUUUCCUCAUCUCUGCAGUAUCCAAACUCCCGCCAAUCAAAGUCACGCAGAAAAAACAGUACAAGGAGACCAUGAUGCAGCAGGGCUCUAAGGCGUCUCGAUGGGCCGACCCAGACCACUUUGCACAGCGUCAGUCCUGCAUGAACUCUUUCACAAGUUGGUUUGGCUUCAUGCCUCUCUUACACUCUCAGUUGCGUCUGGAUCCCGUGCUCUUCAAAGACCAGGUGUCCAUCCUACGCAAGAAAUACAGAGACAUCGAGAGAUUGUGAAGCACUAUCCUCCCUCCCACACACUCCAGUGAACUCAACCGGACAUCCUGAAAAAGAUCUGCAGUGUUUGAUUCACCUGGACUCAUUACAGACCAGAGACAAAAAAACAGUAUAUUCCAUCUACAGAAUAAAUUAUAACAAAAUAUGCAACGCUGAAUGGUUUUAUCUGCGGCUGAAAGUUUUGUGGCAACAGCUGCUCAGAAUCAGACUGAUCUUUGCCCGUUUGAAUUUGUUGUCGUUGUCGGUGUCGUUGUUUGGGAAGGCUGUGCUUUCUGCACACGUUGAAGCGGGCGUGUGGUGGAUGGAUGAAAAAUAGCUGAAUGAGUCGCCUAUGCCUGCAAUAUGUAUUUUAAUUUCAAUUCUUUUUUUAAAGAAAUUAUCUUUUUAUUUAAAAGAAGGUAAAAAAAUAAAAUCUAUGAAUGCAAAGGGGGUUUGCACCCUAAAUAUUCACUUUU
Molecule: messenger RNA, 2826 nt
Organism: Pimephales promelas (fathead minnow)
Lineage: Eukaryota; Metazoa; Chordata; Actinopteri; Cypriniformes; Leuciscidae
Product: exostosin-1
Cellular component (GO): membrane
Molecular function (GO): glycosyltransferase activity
Source: RefSeq, a predicted model, not a curated record